This is a messenger RNA of Colletotrichum scovillei, 5371 nucleotides long. RefSeq lists its product as uncharacterized. The coding region runs from base 99 to 5288 and encodes 1729 amino acids. Lineage: Eukaryota; Fungi; Ascomycota; Sordariomycetes; Glomerellales; Glomerellaceae. The transcript is spliced from 8 exons. The record is from RefSeq and is a predicted model, not a curated record.
AUUUCCAUGGGGUCUAUAACCGACAAUUUCUCGGAUUGCCAAUGACGACGAUUGAACCUCUGCGACUUGCUUCGUGACGACGACCACUGACGUCCGACAUGGCAGCUGCGUCAGGGCGUACUGCCCACCAACCUACCGCAAGGGAACUCGUGGAAGGGAUUGCCGAGGAGCAUGGCAUUGUUUCUGAAAGCGACCUGAGGGAAAUUGGAGCCAUGAAUCAACGCAUUCGAUCAGUCGUAGAAAAGGCUCUAUUACAGAAAGAUCAACUGAUCGGUUCCUCGAUUUUGACCUUGGCGAAAAAUCUCAACACUAGUCAUGCCCGCUUUGUCUUCGAACUUCUUCAAAACGCCGAUGAUAAUAAGUUCGUUACAGCAUACAAUCGGGGUAUUGCGCCUUGUGUAAAGUUCAGCGUGUACCGAGACCGAAUCAAAAUUGAGUGCAACGAGGAUGGAUUUACCCAUAACGACCUCAAAGCCAUCUGUGCGAUUGGCCAGAGCUCAAAGAAUCGCAGUCAUGGUUACAUCGGGGAAAAAGGUAUCGGCUUCAAAUCCGUCUUCAUGGCUGCCUACAAAGUCAACAUUCUCUCGAACGACUUUUCCUUCAGCUUCACCCAUCGGAAGGGCGACAGCGGGCUGGGGAUGGUUACCCCUAUCUGGGAACCAGACUUUAUUCCGCAGAGUGAACAAGCCCCAAGUUCCAUCAUACUGCAUCUUCAUCAGUACGAUGACGCUUCUCUCUCAGAAGCGGCGCGGCAGAGGGAAGAAGUUAACAGAGAGUUCGAAAACCUUCCAAUCACAGUUUUGCUUUUUUUAAGGAAUCUUCGACGCAUCGAAAUCCAGUUUCACGACGACAAUGAUAAGGAAACAAAACGAGUGGAGUAUUCCUUUUCAACUUCAAGUCCGAGCACUCUCAUAGAGAGAGUAUGGCUAUCCGACCAUGAGUCUUCUUCCGGCGAGACUGUCCAGAGAAAGCAUCAUGUCACACGUCAAAUGAUUCGAGAUGCUCCUCCAAACGAGAAUAGGGAAUUUUCUGAAGGCAAUGGCCGUACGGAUGCUGAGACCGAAGUUAUCUUGGCUUUCCCCCUUACCGAUGAUUACACCCCCAUCAUUGAUAACCAGCCAGUUUUCGCGUUCCUUCCAAUGAUGCCCUUGGGCUUCAAGUUCAUUAUCCAAGCUGAUUUCGUCACCAACUCGUCUCGUGAAGGAAUUGUGAUUUCAUCUGCACGUAACUUGGCAAUCAGAGAUGGUAUCGCGACUUGUUUCCUCAAAGCCGUGGAGGAGAUGUGCCAACAUCCCAUAUUGCAAUUUCAGUGGAUGAGGUGGCUUCCACAGAGACAUUCGUACCCUUGGGAUAGCUUCUGGAGUGGCUUGCUCGAAGACAUUGUAAGCCGUAUCAAGUCAAGCAAGAUUCUUCGCACAAGGCGGAGCGGUCACCUGGGCGACAUCCACUCGCUGCGUCGCCUACAGUCCAAUUGGCUCGACGAAGCUGGGUUUCCGUUAUUCGACGACCUCGAUGCUGAGGUUUAUGUUGCCGAAGAAUACCAGAUCAAGGAUCUAAGUUUACUUGAGCCGUACGGUCUGAAAUGGCUGUCGGCAGACGACAGACUAGCUCGGAUGGAACGGGACCUUGGCCAACCGAUUGACAAAUCAAGGAUGAAGAAUCCGUCCACCAGUACACAAUGGCAUUCACUAGCUGCCAGUACGAUUCAGAGACUCGUCGCUACCGCGUCCCCACAGAGCCUAGCGAGAAUUCGCACUUUGGAUAUCAUACCUCUCAGGGAUGGCAGUUGGACCUCGAUUAAUCGCAACAGACGACCCAUUUACUUCCCCUUCUGUCGGAAUGGUCUUGAAAUUCCCGCAGAUCUUCCCUUGUCUCUUGUUUGCCCAGAGGCAUCUACUGUCGAUGAUCGUUACAAGCUUUUUGAACUGCUCGGUGUUCAAACAGCAGCGGUUGAAGAGGUCCAACAAUUGAUCUUUGAGGCUCCAGUUCCGACGCUGAAGACCGAGGCUACUCUGCUAGCAUCCGUCAACAACAUGAAGUUUCUAUAUUCAUCUUACCACGAUACUUCUUAUGGCGUAGAAAGCUCAACUGCAAUCGCCAAGCUCUUUGUCUUUGAUCAGACAAUGGAUAUUCAGCUAACUCAUCGCCAAGAUGUUUACCUCGCCACAAGCAGUCCCUAUGAGCCUUGCCGUCUUUUACAGCCUACACCAAGUCAGCCAGACGGGUGCUUUGUGUCAUUUUUGCACGAUCAGUAUUCCGAACGCCCUCCAGAGACACCAGCGGGAUCGGAGCAGACAUGGUCUGAUUGGCUUGAGCGUGUCCUGCGAAUACGCCGUCGGCUGAGACUAACCUCUUCUACAUCUCCGGAAAGUCUUUCUCCCGAGCUCGACUACGUCCGCGUUUUUCGUCCCGAAAGCUUUAUCGAAGCACUUCAACAUCAUUGGAUACUACUGAAUCACGAUGACUCGAGUACCGUGAAGUUCCUUCGCAACCUUCGAGACCUCGACAUCACAUGCAAAGACGGCAGGGACUACCCCCUCGCAGAGACAACUUUGCCACUAUUAGAGCUCCAGGCUAUCGUUUCCUCAUACCUUGGAGAUUCAACAAUCAGUUUCCUCCAAAUCAAUGAAGCCGCUCAUUCUGCUUCAUAUCAUUCAAAAUGGGGCUUCUUAGUCAACGAGCUUGGUGUCCGAGCUCAAGAUGAUGUGAACUUGUAUCUGUCAAUUCUUGAAAAGGUCAUUGAAGGUCAGCCACAACAAGGGAGCUACAGGAAGAUUCUGGGUCUCUACGAAAUGAUACAACUUCGGUAUGAGGAGUCUGCAUCCAAAGAGCAAGUUGCCACAAUUGUGAGAAACUUCUGCCGCCAGAGACAUUGCAUCCUAGUUCCCAUGUACAACAAUCAAGAAGAACAAAGAAGGGCCGCUCUUGGAAUCUCUGCAGCUGAGAACAGUACACUGAUCUGGAGAAGGCCGGAUACCUGUGUUUGGGCAGCCCCAGGUGUCCCGUAUGCUUACACUGCUCUUGAGGGGCAAUUCACGAAUGAUUGCUCCGAAGAUCGAGCGGAUUCUCUGGAAAGGUUUAUGAAGGCGACCCUGGGAAUAGGAGAUUGGGACGAAAAUUGCUGCAUACAGGAGCUAAAGCACAUGAAGGGUGAGAAUUGCGAUGAUUUCGACUGGGUUGUGGAAAUCUACGAGUUUCUUCACACCUGCGACAUGUCAGAAAGUCAAUUGAAGGACUUCAGGACCCUCUUCAGGACAACGCCUCUCAUAUUCGUUCCAAAUGGCGAGACGUUCAGAUGGUGUACAACGGCUGAGUGCUUAUGGUCAAGCGGGGCUAAGAUUCAGGGACGAACGACUCUCAGCUCCAUCUACGAAGACUUGGAAGACUUCUUCGUCGAGACACUCGGGGUGCAAAGACUCACUCUUGCAAUGGCGUGCGAUGAGCUUCUGAAGAAGGGCACUGAGCAAACAGCCGCCACCAUUGCCGAAGUUAAAGAGACAAUAUGGGCGGUGAACACCCUUCUUCAGACUGCAACGGUGUACCCUGACCCAGAGCAUUUACUGGAAAGUGCCAUAUUUCCUGUUGAGUAUCCAAGUGGGCAGGUCUGUCUCGAGACGUCUCGCACACAUUUCGUUAUUAGGGACCGCAAACCCUUAGCCGAGAUAUUUGCUUCUAAAGUCAAGUUUUUGGACUUUUCUCUUGAUGAAGUUCAUAGGCUCAACAACUUCUUUUCUUGGUUGGGUUUAGAGUCCCGAUAUCUCUCCUCUUCCGUAAAGGAAAUCUCUACUGUUGCCAGCGAUUCUCAAAUCAGAGUGCAACGUCCUGAUAGGGAUAUUAGAAGGAGAGCAGGUGGAAUCUCCAGGGUUGCGUCUCACUUCAACAGUCCUCGUUCGGACGACGUCCAUGGUCUAUACCACAGACUCCGUGCCACCGAAGUAUUCGAAACGCAUGGAAUCUCAUCUGAGAUUCACCUUGUUCAGGAUGGUAAAGCACACAUCCAUGUCAAGUCAUCAAGCGAGCUUCACAUCCGAGAGGCGGCUGGCCACUUACAGAUAUACGUCCCUCUGAGCAAAGAAAGGCAGGAUUUCUGCUAUCACUCGAGUCUCCCAAGGCGUCUUCUGGAGUGGGUUAUGACAGAACCGGAGACACAAAUUUGUGGUGCAAUACCACACCGAGCCAUAAGUGCAAUGAGCUCAGCCCUCAACGCACCGAUCCAAAGCGUAUCACAGAUUCUAGAGGCAGAAGGGAUUAUUGACUUGGACGGUAUAAAUGAAGACGAUCAAGGCCAUGAUUUCAAAGGGACUUUUGAUGCCUCGCCUCCACCUGUGGCAGACUUUCAACUCCAAGGUUUCGCGGUUGAGAUGCCCAUAAGACCCUUCUCUUUGACGGGAUCCCGUCCCGUUUCCGGACCUGCUGUUACUCAUCCUACGUUUACGCAGCAGACAAGUACUCCCGCUUCACCUGAUAGUAACAGAAGUUAUCGCUUGCAGCCGACCUCACCUGUCGGAGCGGCCGCCGCAACCCAACCAUCGGACAUCUUUCAUUUUGGGCAAAUAUCCACGGCACCCACUGCUACGACCUCGCCCAGAUCCGAUUCGUUUGGCGUAGAGUAUCUGAGAAUACUUAACAACGUUAUCUUUGCUGCGCGGCGUAGAUCUUUUCCUGACUUUGGUUCCACAAGAACGGGACAGUCAGUAGAAUGGGCCUCGACCCCUGCUUCCAGUCCGUGGAUACCUCCAGGAAGUGACAAGAAGAUCGGCGCCGCGGGCGAGCUCUUCGUUUAUGAACUGCUCUCGCAUCUCAAUCCCUCACUUCCGGGGUUCGGCAUGGACAAUUGGCAAAGUACGAUGCGAAAACAUGUAGCUGUCCAUCCCGAAUAUUCCUACGUGACUCCUUGGGAAGGUCAAGAGACUGCCGACAUCGUCUACGACGACAGGUCUGGAGUUCUAACCAAGAUUCUUAUCGAAAAGGGGUAUUUGGAGCGAACCAAGUGGAUCGGCAAGAAACCGCAAUACUUGAUCGAAGUCAAGACUACGCCCGGCGAUGCUUCAAGGCCGUUCUUUGUGAGCAAGUAUCAGUACAACAGGAUGAGGUCUUACACAGAUGCGUCAACGUCCCCGGGUGGAACUUGCACAGUUUACAUGCUACUCCGAGUCUUCAACCUUACUGCCUCGGACAUUGACUUUAAUGUCUACAUGGACCCGUAUGCUUUACAGCAGGACGGCACACUGGUCUUCACGGAACAUACUUGGCAGGUGGUCCCAGUGCAAGGCAAUAGAGCUGCUUGACGACUUUGAGUCUUCUACUGUUGGAAGUUGUCUGAGGCCACGGACUGUAUCUUCCAAGGCCCAGGUGAGAGUUUGACUGAUGC